Lytechinus variegatus (green sea urchin) is the source of this 3043-nucleotide messenger RNA. RefSeq lists its product as uncharacterized. The transcript is spliced from 10 exons. The record is from RefSeq and is a predicted model, not a curated record. Lineage: Eukaryota; Metazoa; Echinodermata; Echinoidea; Temnopleuroida; Toxopneustidae. The coding region runs from base 109 to 1530 and encodes 473 amino acids.
CCAUAAUAUCGCGUCUUGUUGUCAGGUUGCUUUGCAUGUUUGAUGAAGGAAAGGGAGCUCAGAAGUUGAAAAAACAACAACUUCUCAGUAAAAUUCAUCGAUGGAACGAUGUCUCGUGACUGGGAAAGAAAUUUUACGAAUACCAUGAGAGAAACAGAGGAUAAUCUAAGCCGUAUGAGGAAUCGUCUUGAUCCAGCAAGAUACAAGCCAAUAGAUAGCACCCUCAUAGACUCCCCUCCAGAUCAAACUGAGCAAUUAAGCAAUGGCAUCCCCAAGAUCAGACGGAAGCAAAACAUGAAGGAGCGCCCAGUUUCUGCCAUCUUGACUAGUUCCUCGCCCAGUUAUGAGUUGUAUCGACACAGUGCGCCCUCUACUGGCCUGGUUGCACUACUUUCGGAGAAAGUGGAGAGACAGAAUAAGGUGAUCGAGCAGCUAUCCCAUCAGGUUCAAGACCUUGAGAGUGAUCGAAGGAAGAACGAUGUCAAGGUCCGCGACCUCGAGCACCAGGUCAACACGCUGACCGCAAGACUUACCGAAAACAGGGGGCAGUAUAAUCAGACUGAACAACAGAUUGCUGACUGGCAGAGGGAUAUGAGAAAUCGUUUGGAUGAAUUACAUGAUCGCAUCACAAGACAGAUCACUAACGGAGGAAACAGCGAUGCUUAUUUCAGUGAGAGCGCCCUCGCAACCCUCGCCAGAGAUCUCCAUGAAGCUAAGCGGAUGUUACAGGCAGAAUGUAAAGCCCUCCAUCAUGAAAUAGAGACAUUGAGAACUAGACUGGUCAAGCAGGAGAUGGACGUCACUGGUCAGUUGAUGGAAGGCAAAGAAUUGGGCCGGAGAAUGGACAGACUUGAUAGGAAGAUUGGUAAGGUACAUUCGGAUCAUCAGCAAGUCUUAUCAAAUCAACUUGGACUGUCAUCUCGUCAACAAGCUUCACGGAUGUACAACGAACAGAAAGACAUCAAUGACCUCAAAAUGGAAAUGAGUAAACUGCUGGCUUCCUAUGGCAGGCUUGAAAGUGCCUCUCAAGUUUCCCGUUCUAGCAAUGGAUCAGUGCCCUCUACAGUCUCUGCUACUACAGUUUCAUCAAGCAUCAGCAGCAGACGACACAGAUCCUACCCUUCCUCCGUGUCCUCGUCCAAGGGACCAACGGUGGUAUCAUCGUCAUGGCAACGGGUGGGACACCAUCACCAUCCGGACCGGAAGAAGAAGACGAGAAGGACCAAAAUGGACCAGAGCACUGGGAGUACGUCGAGCAUCGAGGACCUGAGCAGCUCGGAGAUCUCUCUUCCGCUCAGUAUUAGUCACGAAGAAGAGGAGGAGGAGGAUGAUGCGGAGAAGAGGAGACAAGAUGGAGGGAAGCAGCUGGUAGGCGACGAUGAUGAAGAUGAUGAGGAUGACGAGGACGUCAUUGAUUUUCAAGAUGACCUCAGCCUCUACUUGUCUGAUCUUGAUGUGAGUCACAAGGGUGAAGAGUUUGGAAGUGCCAUCUCGUUGGACUCUGGAAACCUUGACCUUGAUUUUAUGUGACUGAGAAAUGACCUUUGAACCCUGCGGGACAAGAACUAAAGACUUCAAACUUGAAUAAAGCAAGAGAGUUUCGGAUUGUGUCAAUCCGAAAUGUAACCUAUGUGGUAAAAAGUUUGAAAAGACUUCAGCCUUGCAGUGGAGUUCCAGAUGCGCAUUUAAAGUGUAAACUAUGAAGUGCAAGGUUUGCAAGAAAGAUGUCAACCUUGAUUUAAUGCAAGGAACUUCCAGAUGUGGAUGUGAACUGUGAAGUGCAAAGUUUGCAACAAAGACGUCAACCUUGUGGUUGAGGUUCAGAUGCGGAUUUGAAGUGUGACCUACUGAGUGCAAAGUGUGCAACGUAGACUCCGACUUUGAACAAUGGCUAGAAAUGUUCAGAUUUGGAUGUGUAGUGUUUCGGUUUUCAAGGUUUUCAAGCUACACUGACUGCCUCCUUCGAUCCCAAAGAUUCUUGCUGUAUUGUAGUACCUGGAACCAGCAGGUGCAGUACACCGGAUGAACACCCUACUCUUUGACGAAUAGUGUAUUGGUUUUAACAUGCAUAGGUUUUGACUCUCCUAUACACGGGACCAACAUUUGCGUCCUUUCCGAUUGACGGAGUGUUUUCCAACUGCAUUCACACCCGCACUGAACACAGCGGUGAGGCACACUAACACAACGCUAGCAUCAUAUACAUGUACAUGUAUUUUUUUGGUUAGACGUCUUCCAGCAUGCUGUGGGUCUCGACCCCACGCACGUUGAGAUCUACGAUCUUAUCAGGAACAGGCGCUCUAAGUGACUGAGCUAUGCUGAAUCCCUCCCAUAAUGUAACCUAUGAAGUGCAAAGUUCGAACCUUGAUUUAAAGCAACAAGUGUUUAGAUGUGGAUUUGAAUUUUUAAAUAACCUUGAUUCUGCAGUGCAAGAUUUUUAAGAAAGAUAUUUUACAUUUAUUUCAUAUGAUACAUACUUCAAACUGGAUUUUUUUGCAUUAGAAUUUCAGAUGUGGAUUUGAAAUAGUUUGACUCUGAACUUUGCAGUGCAAAGUUUGCAAGGUAGAGUUUUCACGUGACGCAGAUUGAAAUGUAGAAUUGAACUUCAAAAUCUUGUAAGUACACGAGAAAGAAAAUUUCACCUUGAUUGUGUGUGAUGCAGAUUGAUAUGUGGAGUUGAACUUUGACCUCCUCACUCUGCAGUGCAAAGUAUCCAGUAAAUAGUUUACCUUGAUUUUACAAUAUGUGUCAUAGAUUUCAGAUGUGGAGUUGAACUUAUAACCUUGAACUAGUAUGUAGUGAAAAGAAUUCAGGAGAAGAUGUAACCUUGACUUUGUGUGACACCUAUUAAGAUGUAGAUUUGAACUUUAAGCAUUUAAGUUUGAACCAUAACUCUGUGGUGCAAAGAAUGCAAGAAAUAUCUUGAUUUAAACUAUGGAGUGCAAAGGAUGUAAGAAAAUUUAUUCUUGAUUUCGUGUGACACAGAUUGAGAUGUGGAUUUGAACUUUGAACCUACAUGUAUACAAGGACCGCGGAACGGGGGGGG